This is a messenger RNA of Rhopalosiphum maidis (corn leaf aphid), 688 nucleotides long. RefSeq lists its product as uncharacterized. Lineage: Eukaryota; Metazoa; Arthropoda; Insecta; Hemiptera; Aphididae. The transcript is spliced from 4 exons. Bases 111 to 593 code for a protein of 160 amino acids. The record is from RefSeq and is a predicted model, not a curated record.
UAUAUAAGCCGGCCGAUUAGUUUUGAUUGAUCAGUGCAUGACUUUGCUUGCUGAAUAAAACUAUAUUAUUAUUAUUAUUAUUAUCGUUGUAAUCAAAAAACGCCAUCAACAUGAAUGGGAAAAUCGUCUUGUGUUUCGCGGUCGUCUUCGUUGGACAGGCCUUAUCAGCUGCAACUGGUCCCGCAAUUGAUGUCGAAGACUUAAAAAAAAUCGGUGAACAAUUCACACAAUCUGCUUUAUCUGUUUCCAAUCACAUUUUGGGACUCUACCCAAACUCUGCUGAUGCCCAAAAAUCCAUCGACAAAGUUAAGUCUUUGAUCACCAAAGGAAUUACAGACGUUGAGACCGAAGCUAAUAAAAUGAAGGACAUCGUUCGCAAAAAUGCUGACCCAAAAUUGGUUGAGAAAUACGAUGAUUUAGAAAAGGAAUUCAAAAAACAAAUCAAUGAUGCCAAAGCCAUAUUUGAUGACAAAGUCGGCAAGCCAAUCAACGAAAAGUAUGAUGUAAAGAAACUUUCCGAAUCAAUUCUCAAAUCUACCAAAGAAUUAGAAACUACCGUAAACAAAGCCAUCGACGGACUCAAGAAGCAAUGAUCAUUUUAUAAUGUCACAUGCAACUAAUCCAAUUAUUUUAUUAUGCAUUUUAUAUUUUUGUUAAUUAAAUUAUUUUUCUUUAUAUAAUCCAUUUA